This is a messenger RNA of Salpingoeca rosetta, 1503 nucleotides long. RefSeq lists its product as uncharacterized. The record is from RefSeq and is a predicted model, not a curated record. Gene Ontology annotation, biological process: maturation of SSU-rRNA from tricistronic rRNA transcript (SSU-rRNA, 5.8S rRNA, LSU-rRNA). The coding region runs from base 49 to 1503 and encodes 484 amino acids. Gene Ontology annotation, cellular component: nucleolus; small-subunit processome. NCBI's taxonomy places the organism in Eukaryota, Choanoflagellata, Craspedida, Salpingoecidae. The transcript is spliced from 5 exons.
UGUUGGUGUGCACGUGGUUUUUCCAAGAGGCAAGGCAAGGCAAGCGAGAUGGGCCGGCGAGGCAAGGGCGCAGCCGCGUCAAGAGGAGGAAACGCGGAUGCAGAGGAACAAGAGCCAGUGUAUGGCCGCGUGUUUGGCGAUGCGCACGACGAGGACGAUCUCGUGCGCACAGAUGUCCUCGACUACCAGGCACUAAGAGAAAAGGACCCCGGUGAACGCAAUGCCUCGAGUGCCUCGAGUGAUGAGGAUGACGACGAUACCAUGGCCGUGCUGGGCCUGGACCACUACGACGAAGGCGAUGACGAGGAUGAGGACGAUGCUGCUGCAGAUGACUACGACUUUGGCGGGCGCGAUGAGGAUGAUGAUGGUGAUGCUGCUGCUGGCGACGACGAGGAUGACAGUGACGGCCGCGCUCGCGUGGAUCUGGCCAUGCUGCGCGAAAUGGGGGAAGACCUGCUUCUGCCAAGCAACAUGGACUACAUCAACAAGAUGGCGGGGUACAACCAACACGGCGACAUUGUGGACCGCAAGAACGCCGAGGCGAAGCAGGAGGCGUUUCUGAACCGCUGGGGGUCGAACAAGCAGGUGUUCUACGGCACCAACUACGUGGACCACGACUUCAAGCACAACGACGAGGAGCUGCAGGAGGCGAAAGACGAGGAAGUGGAGGCCCUGCGACUGCAGAAGCAGCAAGCCGAGGCAAUGGACGAGGGCGACUUUGAUGCGCUUCUGCCUGCAGCUGUCAAGGAGACCGGCGUGGCAGCACAACAGCAGCAGCAGCAGCAACAAGGCGCGCAUCCGCUGGAAGCGCUGGACGACCAGCCCGUCACCGUGGAACGCGACCUCUCCCAACUCACACAGAAGCAGCGCAUGAAGAUGCUGCGCAAGGCUCUUCCCGAGCUCGCCAGACACACUGCAUUCAUGCAGCAGCAGGUUGUGCGAUUACGGGAGGUGCUUGAGCCACUGCAUCAGCGGAUACAGAAGCUGUCCAAGGCGGCCGAGUUGCCGCAGUGGGCAGAGUACGUGGUUUUCCAGUACAAGCUGGCCACGGCCUACACAACCAACGUGCUGUACCUCAUCUAUGCGCAGGCCAAGGGCACGCUGCGGCAGUCGCACCCGAGCUACACGGCGUGCAGCACGCUGCGGACGGGUCUGGAGGCGACGUCGUCGGCAGCCAUCGACGAGCGGCUGGCACGCGUCAUAUCCGGGGACGAGGACGCGGAGGAGGAACCCGUGCCCGCAACAGCGGCAGAGGCGAUGCUGGCAGAGGAAGAGAGCGCAGAGGAGGAGGAGGACGAGGACGAGGAGGGAGGACAGGAUCUGGACGAAGCCGCCCUCAACAAGGCGGCACUCAAGCUGUACAAGAAGGCAGCAAAGCUGGCAAAGGACAAGAAGAAGCGCAAGCAACAAAAUGCUGUUGCGGCCUGCACACUUGUCUUGUGUGCUUGCCGCGCCUGCUGCUGCUGUGCUGUCUCACCAGCAGCUAUCGCACUGGCGUGUUGA